UCAAAUGUUGUAGAUGGAAUUUACACCGUGCGGGCGGAGAUUAGGUUUCCCAUGUUGAGCAGGCGGCUAACGAAUGAAUUAAGAUUUUAAGAAGUCACACUGUUUUUCCACAUUAAAACGUACGUUUGGCCGAUAAACCGCGUUAGUUGCUUAAUUGAAAGCAAAGUCUUGAUUUAUACUUAGAAUUAAGUACGAAAUCGUGAUGGCGACUGCAACCCCUAGCCGCUCAGCCACCGAGAGUGCUCGGACGGCCGCAGGCACCCCGCUCUCCCCAACGCGUAUCUCGCGCCUGCAAGAGAAGGAGGACUUGAGGCAUUUAAAUGAUCGGUUGGCUGUUUAUAUCGACCGUGUGCGAUCGCUUGAAUUGGAAAAUGACCGUCUUAUGGUGAAAGUCUCCGAGAAGGAAGAGAUCACAACCCGGGAGGUGACUGGGAUCAAAGCGCUGUACGAGUCCGAGUUGUCGGAUGCCCGCCGCGUCCUGGAUGAGACCGCACGGGAGAGAGCCAGGCUGCAGAUUGACCUGGGGAAGGCCAAUGCUGAACUGGAGGAGGCCAACAGGAACUUCAAGAAGAAGGAUGGGGACCUGGCCAUCGCCCUGGCUCGCAUUAAAGAGCUGGAGUCUCUGUACAACAAGAGCGAGGCGGCCCUCAACACCGCGCUGAGUGAGAACGGGGCCCUGGGGGCCGAACUGGCCGACCUCAGAGCCCAGCUCGCUAAGGCUGAGGACGCCCAUGCGGUGGCCAAGAAGCAGCUGGAGGCGGAGACCCUGAUGAGAGUGGACCUGGAGAACCGCUGUCAGAGCCUGUCGGAGGAGCUCCAGUUCAGGAAGAGCAUGUUCGACGAGGAGGUGCGUGAGACCCGGCGGCGCCAGGAGAAGCGCUUGGUGGAGGUGGACAGCGGGAUGCAGCAGGACUACGAGUUCAAGCUGUCCCAGGCGCUGCAGGACCUGCGCAAGCAGCACGAUGAGCAGGUCUCCAUCUACAAGGUGGAGCUGGAGCACACCUUCAAGGCCAAGCUGGACAACGCGAAGGUGUCCUCCGACAUGAACGACAAGGCUGUGUGCACAGCGCGAGAGGAGCUCCGUGAGGCACACAUGAGGAUCGAGAGCCUGGGCUACCAGCUCUCUGCCCUGCAGAAACAGGCCAGCGCGGCUGAGGAGCGUAUCCGCGAGCUGGAGGACAUGAUGGCCAGCGACCGGGAUAAGCACCGCCGGCAGCUGGACGCCAAGGACCGCGAGAUGGCCGAGAUGAGGGACUGCAUGCAGCAGCAGCUCAACGAGUACCAGGAGCUGCUGGACGUCAAGCUGGCCCUGGACAUGGAGAUCACCGCCUACAGGAAGCUCCUGGAGGGAGAGGAGGACCGGCUGAAGCUGAGCCCCAGCCCCUCCUCCCGGGUGACCGUGUCCCGCACCACCGCCAGCAGCAGCUCCUCGCGCUCCUCCCGCGGGAAGAGGAAGCGCCUGGAGGUGGAGGAGGAGGUGUCCGUCCCCAAGUUCCAGAUCUUGCAGGACUCCGAGGCCUCUGGGAGCAUCUCCAUCCAGGAGAUGGACCUGGAGGGGAAGUCCGUGACCCUGAAGAACGACUCCGAAAAGGAUCAAGCCCUUGGCAACUGGAGACUGAAGAGGCAGGUCGGGGAUGAGGAGGAAGUGACCUACAAGUUCAGCCCUAAAUAUGUCCUGAAGGCUGGCCAGACCGUCACGGUGUGGAGUGCAGAUGCUGGCGUGUCCCACAGUCCCCCGACAGACCUGCUGUGGAAAAGUCAGAGCACCUGGGGUACAGGAGAUGACGUGCUCACAUACCUGGUCAACUCUGACGGAGAGGAAGUGGCCAAGCUGGUCGUGAACAAAACCGUGGUGGAGGUGGAGAACGGCGACGACGACGAUGACUUGGGGGAGGAGGAUCUCUUCCAUCAGCAGGGAGAUCCAAAAACAUCAUCCAGAGAAUGUUCGAUCAUGUGAGAGUGGACCUUCAUCAUUGUUUUUUCUACAAUUUAGAAGAAAAAUUUACACCUCUAGAGCCACCUAAAUAUUUUUGUACAUUUCAGCAUUUUACUCAGUUCUCCGGAUCUUUUAAAAUUGUUUUUCUUCCAAAGCAAGUUACUCUGCCUAGCUUUUUAAGUGGACUUGUUUUUAAGCAAUCAUUUAAUUUUGGACAGCCCUAAUGCUCAAAUUUUAAAGAUUUUUAGACCUUUAACCCCAUCCCCCCUGCAAAGGAAGUAGUUUUCUCCUGGGCUCUGCAAUCAUACCCUCGUAUGCCGUCAUACCUAAACCAACGAAAUGUUAAUUAGACCGAAGUGACUUCUACGGGGGCCUCUGAAGGACAAUUGGACACAGACGGAAUGAAACAGUUCCCUUCUACACAAGACCCAUUGAGCUGUAUUGCGGAAGCAGUCCCUGUUGAAACAAACACAGCAAAAUGAGUGGUGUUGAAUGUUGUUGCCUGGGCUUACAUUUGGAGACUUAGGUCUUUAAGGUCGUUUUUUUUAAUGUAAAUGUCUCUAAUGAAGGCAUUCUUCCAUUUUGUCUCAGAUAUGUCAAGCAUUCUAAAACUGCAUUGCGUGACCGUUUGACUAUAGGCAAUCUGGCGAAAGAGGAUUCCAACAGUACUGCUGUAAAAUUCUUCUCUCUGUCAAAAGCAACAGUUCAGGUGGAGAUUUCUGGUCAUUUGUGGUAUUUUAGGUUCACAACAUUCCAGUAUUUUUCAGGAAUUGCUUCCUUUUUCUGGAGGAAUAUCUGGAGCAGAUGAAGGCACUAGGCAGUUAAAAUGGUGGCUUAGGGAUUUUUGCUUUUUUAUUCUUUAAACUGACUUAACUGACAGCCAUUACAUAUAAGUUCAAUGUCGCCUCUUAUUAGCCUGGCUUUGCUUAUAUAAACAGGGUGGAAAACUCAGUAUGCCGUUAGUGUAAAUUUGAUUGACUGCAAUUUAAACAAGAAUAUAUAUUUUCUCGAGACGAUUUGCCUUAAUUCAGCGCAAAUAAAUACAACUAACGCAGAAUUGAAUAUGUUGAUUUGAUCAACCUCCAAAUGUAAAAUUUACAAAAUAGAUUUGUAAAGCAUCUGAAAUUGCAACCGCAAAUGAGGCAGUGCUUCCUAUUGGCUACAGUUGGAUGACAUAAAACAUUUUCAAAAAGAUACUGCUGCAAAUGUGAUUACGAAUGGAUUAAAAAUGCCAAAGACUACACGUUAACAUUAAACCUUAUCAAUGCAGAAUUGAAUGCUUGGUAUAGUCCAACAUUUGGGUUAAGUCAUGCUUUGGUUAAUGUCUUACAUGACUGUUAACUUGACUUAAGAGCCAAAAUUGGCUCUUUGGUUAGUUAGUGUGCAACACAUUUUGCUCCCCCCCCCCCCCCCCCCCCAUCCCAAGUGCUGGUAAAAGGUGUAAUAAAGGCCAUUUGAAGGUACUGCAUAUAUGCCUCCAAUAUAAGAUGUAUUGUUGGGUUGGUUGCUUUCAACCCAGUUGGAUAGGCCAGUGUAACAAAUGCCUAAUUAUGAAUUACGCAGCAUGGAAUUAGUUGCUUUGAGUUUGCCAAAUCAUGACUCGGCUUGAUGCAUUUUAGGGAGGAAGACUCCCAUAAAUGCAUCUUUCCACCCUGUUUAUGCUAACACUUGUAUGUUUUCAGUUAAUUAAUCACGAAUUUUAUAUCUUUGUAAAUGUACAAUUAUGUUUCUCAGACAAGCAGUUAUGCACAGUAUAUUUGUUUUUUUUAAGAAAAAGGACUACAAAUCAAACCUAACAUCUGGCUGUAAUUUUCAAUAGAAAAAAAACCUGCAAACAAGAUCCAGGUGUUUUCACGUUUCACAUUUUUAGGUUUGCAUCUACUGAAUGUAAGGUUGUGCCUGUAGUUUGAAUAAAGGACCUUAAUGGAGGGUAAUAUUCUCAUUUAAGACGUCCUCGUGGUAGUUUAACGGGGGCUGCAGCAUUGGUUGUAUUCUUUCAUUGUCCAAAGAAAAUGUUAUACGAUUGUCAAACUGAACAGCUGCACCAGUCUGUGACAGGCCUUAGACCAUGUUUGCAAUAAACAAGGACUUCUAUGAUGAGACCUCAGGGUCAGAAAAUGGAAGGAAACUUGGGAUUUGUUUUCCCCCUACAAUAUAUUGUAUCCUAAUGAGGCUGCAACUGACUUAACUGGGUGGACGAGACCUUUAAAUUUAACUUCACAAAUCCAAUUGGAUGAAUUAUGGUACUUGUUUAUUGCAAGUAGCAAAAACCUUCAGGAUAAAGAAGGCAGUGCAGCUUCACUCCAUGAUUCCAACAUUGGGCUGGGAAACCAUCUUUUAUUUCUUUUCUUUUUUUUUUCUCCAUUGUCAUCAAAUGCUGUGCUUUGCAUUCUUAAAUGAUUUUAAUAGAAUUAUGGUAUAUCAAAAAUGUGUUUACAUAAAUGUGAGUAUUUUUGCAAAUUGUUCUCUAAAGAUGGUAAAGUUUAGGUUAAAAAAAGUGAAUGAUUUUGUUACGAAGUGCGUAUUUGUCUUUGAUUUGUUUUGUAAGCGCAUUUGGCAUUUCUGAAAAUGUGUCACUCAAAGUGCAGUAAUAAUUCCUUUCCUGUAUUUUCUGUAGGAACAAGUACUGAAAAUGGAAUAGAUUCCAAAAGGCAAAAUACAUUUCAUUCUACUUUGUUGGUACACUUGGGCAUUGUAUAGGAAUGCAGUUGUGAAUUUGUAGGAAACUGUGAUGUCUAUACACAAUUUGUGAUGUGUAUAGAACCAAAAGGCUACCGCAACCGGUUCAUCACUGAACAUUUUGAAUAAGCUUUAAAAAUGGUCAAGCCAUUGUUUCAUGCACUGUUUGAAUUGGUACAUUGCACUGCCAAAUUGAUUCAGGUUUGUCUAAAUGCAAGUAUUUUUUAUUUUUUCUUAGCAAUGCUUUUUAGCUUGGGAGUCUGGCUGAUUACAUGGGAGUUUGUAAAGGAGUAUGGCCCUUACAAAAAAAAAAUCAAACGAGUGAAAAUUGUGCCAGAAAGUGCAUUGAAUAAUGAUUUUGAUUAAUAUUACUGCAAGUGAAAUACAGUUCAGAUACUAUGAAAUGCACAAGUCGUGUGCAAUGUGAAGCCUCAGCUGAUUUACUUGAGCCAAAUUGGAGUUGGGAAUAAGUGUUUUAAUUUGAAAUAUUAAAAAUAAACCUAAACUUUAUCAUUAAUAUGAGAACUAAUAUGGGUGUGAACUAGGGACGGGUGCAUGCCAAAAGUGUUUGUGUUUGUCUUUCUUCCAUAUUUGUUAUAACAUUUACUUUGGAGGAAAUUUUAUACAACAUAAUACAAAUAAAUGAUUUACAUAUGAA
This is a messenger RNA of Conger conger (European conger), 5273 nucleotides long. RefSeq names its product lamin B2 (gene lmnb2). The transcript is spliced from 12 exons. Bases 203 to 1957 code for a protein of 584 amino acids. NCBI's taxonomy places the organism in Eukaryota, Metazoa, Chordata, Actinopteri, Anguilliformes, Congridae. The record is from RefSeq and is a predicted model, not a curated record.